CAAAAAAACAAGGAACCAACUCCUGUUUUCUACAAUCAUUGUCCUCCAAAGCCCAGCCAACAACCUAACAAAGGUUUUUCCAGCUUUUGCCUUAAUUGCGCCUCUCUCUCUCUCUCCCUCUAUGAUCUUCUAACUGAAAACCCUAAUUGGGCAGUAAAAAUCAACAUCAAUCACUUAUGGAGGACACAGAAGGAGGUCUUAGCUUCGAUUUCGAAGGAGGCCUUGACUCCGGUCCCACCAAUCCCACUGCCUCCUUGCCCGCCAUCCCUUCCGACAACACUGCCGCAGCCGCUGCCACUAACAAUAACUCCGUCGUCUCUACUGUCUCUUCUACUGACCCAGCCGCAGCCGGCGCCAACCAGCCUGGGCGGCGGAGCUUCCGGCAAACUGUUUGUCGGCAUUGGCUGCGUAGCCUUUGCAUGAAAGGCGAUGCCUGUGGUUUCCUUCACCAAUACGAUAAGUCUCGAAUGCCUGUUUGCAGGUUCUUUAGGCUUUACGGAGAGUGCCGAGAGCAGGAUUGCGUGUAUAAGCAUACCAAUGAGGAUAUUAAGGAGUGCAAUAUGUACAAGCUAGGGUUUUGUCCAAACGGUCCUGACUGUCGGUAUAGGCAUGCAAAGUUGCCUGGACCUCCACCUCCUGUAGAAGAAGUCCUUCAGAAGAUUCAGCAAUUGAAUUCUCACAAUUAUGGAUCCUCUAACAAAUUUUUUCAACAGAGGGGUGCUGGUUUUCAGCAACAUACAGAAAAAUCUCAAUUUUCACAAGGUCCCAACAAUAUGGGUCAGGUUGUAACAGGAAAACCCUCAGGACCAGAGUCUGUUAAUGUGCAGCAGCCUCAGCAGCAGCAGCAACAGCAGCAGCAGCAGCAGCAACAGCAGCUGCAGCAACAGCAGCAGCAACAUCAACAACAACAACAACAAGGGCAACAGUCUCAACAGCAAGCCCCUCAGGCCCAAACACAAAAUCUUCCAAAUGGUCAGCCCAUUCAAGCAAGCAGAAUUGCGAUGCCUUUGCCUCAAGGAAUAUCUAGGUAUUUUAUUGUUAAAAGUUGCAACCGCGAAAAUUUGGAAUUGUCUGUACAACAAGGAGUUUGGGCAACUCAAAGGAGCAAUGAAGCUAAAUUGAAUGAAGCUUUUGACUCUGCUGAAAAUGUGAUUUUAAUUUUCUCAGUUAAUCGGACUCGACAUUUCCAGGGAUGUGCAAAGAUGACAUCCAAAAUUGGUGCAUCUGUUGGUGGGGGAAAUUGGAAAUAUGCUCAUGGAACUGCACAUUAUGGACGGAAUUUCUCAGUCAAAUGGUUGAAGGUACAUCUAUGUUUAUGCAGAUUAUCAUUCCCAUAAAACUCGCAUUUGAGGAACCCAUACAAUGAGAACUUACCGGUGCAGAUCAGCAGAGAUUGUCAAGAGUUAGAGCCCUCAGUUGGUGAGCAGUUAGCUUCAUUACUUUAUCUUGAGCCAGAUAGUGAACUCAUGGCAGUCUCAGUUGCAGCAGAAGCAAAAAGAGAAGAGGAAAAAGCUAAGGGAUUGAAUCCAGACAAUGGAGGGGAGAACCCAGAUAUUGUUCCAUUUGAAGACAAUGAAGAAGAAGAAGAGGAAGAAAGCGACGAAGAGGAGGAGAGCUUUGGCCAGGCUCUUGGGCCAGCAGGUCAAGGGCGAGGCAGAGGCAGGGGAAUCAUGUGGCCUCACAUGCCACUGGCCCGUGGAGCUAGACCCAUGCCUGGGAUGCGAGGCUUUCCCCCAAUGGUGAUGGGUGCUGACGGGUUUUCUUACGGACCAGUGGCACCUGAUGGUUUUGGGAUGCCUGAUCUUUUUGGUGUAGCGCCUCGUGGUUUUACUCCAUAUGGUCCAAGGUUUUCUGGUGACUUUACAGGCCCUGCAUCUGGCAUGAUGUUUCCUGGGCGACCUUCCCAACCUGGGGUUUUUCCAGCUGGUGGAUUUGGCAUGAUGAUGGGUCCGGGACGUGCUCCUUUUGUUGGAGGGAUGGGCCCCACUACUACAAAUCCACUUCGAGGCAGUUGGCCACCAGGGGGUAUGCCAUUUCCACCAAUACCUAAUCCAUCUACUCAAAACACCAUCAGACCUGUUAAAAGAGAUCAGCGGACAACUACUAAUGAUCGGAAUGACAGAUAUAGUGCAGGAUCAGAACAAGGCAGGGGUACAGCUGGCGGACAGGAAGAUGAUGGACAGUUCCAGCAUGAAGGAAUAAAGGCUUCCCAUGAAGAUCAAUUUGGUGCUGGAAACAGCUUUCGAAAUGACGACAGUGAAAGUGAGGAUGAGGCACCAAGGCGAUCGAGGCAUGGGGAAGGGAAGAAGAAGCGACGAGGCUCAGAAGGAGAUGCAACUCCAGGUUCUGAUCACUAACAGUAUUACUAGCAGAGCUUAAGGGUGGUGAAGGAUAACUAAUUUGCAGUUCCAAAUUAUAGGCACAUUAAUUUAAAACGGUCUCAUCCAGUAUGGCCUAUUGAGCGUUUUCAGUUUUUUCUUUGCUUUGUUUUUUCCCCAAAUUUUUUCUUGAGGGGUUAACAUGUCAAAAAUUAUGUAGCCAAAUUUGUGUAUAUUUGUAUCUUCAAAUGAAUGUAAGGUUGGUUAUUAAUGCGAUCUAAGUUUUGAUGGGCAAGCCUUAUCAAUUUUCCA
Molecule: messenger RNA, 2630 nt
Organism: Jatropha curcas
Lineage: Eukaryota; Viridiplantae; Streptophyta; Magnoliopsida; Malpighiales; Euphorbiaceae
Source: RefSeq, a predicted model, not a curated record